AGUCCAAACAGAGCUGAAUUACUGGUAUUUUUCAGGUUCUUACAAGUAAACUUUACUGAACUAAACACAUAUUUCAAACUAAAUUCAGGAGAUCAAAUUUACAGAAACUUCACCAAAAUUACGCCGGUACGCCAGACGCCACGCCCAUUUCUUCUCCACGAAGCCUUUGAAGUCCCAAAUCAACUCCCGCAGACGCCUCCAAACACCCAGACCAGACCACCGUCGGCCGUCGCUAGCCUGCGCAACAUCUCCAGGUCCAGGGUCCAGGCCACAGCUCGAGCCCGACGACCGACGCCUAGACGCGGCUGGGCGGUCGGCCUCGCCUCGUCUCCCCCCUCCACGCCUCCUUUCUCCUGCUCCGCGUCUCGAUCUCGCCUCCCCCGCCGCGUGGCGCGACCCGGCCAGGUAUCGCCCACCCUGCGCUGCGGCCAUGGAUAACUUGAUCACCCUCGUCAACAAGCUGCAGAGGGCCUGCACGGCUCUCGGAGACCACGGAGAGGAGAGUGCACUCCCGACGCUCUGGGACUCGCUGCCGGCCAUCGCCGUCGUUGGAGGACAGAGCUCUGGUAAAUCCUCUGUGUUGGAGAGCGUGGUUGGGAAGGAUUUCUUACCGAGGGGUUCAGGCAUUGUAACCCGGCGGCCGCUGGUACUGCAGCUCCACAGAAUUGAUGGUGACAGGGAAUACGCCGAGUUUAUGCACCUUCCAAGAAAGAGAUUUACAGAUUUUGCUGCCGUGAGGAAGGAGAUAGCUGAUGAAACCGACAGAGAAACAGGCCGUUCAAAGCAAAUAUCACCUGUCCCUAUCCAUUUAAGCAUAUUUUCUCCAUAUGUUGUGAAUCUUACUCUUAUUGAUCUUCCUGGGCUUACUAAAGUAGCCGUUGAGGGCCAACCGGAGAAUAUUGUUCAGGACAUUGAAAACAUGGUUCGCUCAUAUAUUGAAAAGCCAAAUUGUAUAAUUCUGGCUGUUUCCCCAGCCAAUCAGGACCUUGCUACUUCUGAUGCAAUCAAGAUAUCACGGGAAGUUGAUCCCAAAGGUGAAAGGACCUUUGGUGUUCUCACAAAAAUUGAUCUGAUGGACAAGGGUACCGAUGCUGUUGAUAUACUGGAAGGAAGAUCUUACCGUCUCCAAACACCAUGGGUUGGUGUUGUUAAUCGAUCCCAACAAGAUAUCAACAAGAAUGUGGACAUGAUUGCUGCUAGGCGUAGAGAGCGAGAGUAUUUUGCAACUACACCAGAAUAUAAGCACAUGGCUUCUAGGAUGGGAUCUGAAUAUUUAGGAAAGAUGCUUUCAAAGCAUUUGGAACAAGUUAUCAAAUCAAGGAUCCCGGGGAUCCAAUCUCUUAUAACAAAGACAAUUGCAGAGCUGGAAACUGAACUUAAUCGACUUGGAAAACCCAUUGCUAAUGAUGCUGGGGGGAAGCUGUACACGAUCAUGGAAAUUUGUCGUAUGUUUGACAGUAUCUACAAAGAGCAUCUGGACGGAGUGCGCCCUGGCGGAGAAAAAGUUUACCACGUCUUCGACAAUCAAUUUCCUGUAGCUAUUAAACGGUUGCAGUUUGAUAAGCAACUCUCUAUGGAAAAUGUAAAGAAGCUUAUAACAGAAGCUGAUGGAUACCAGCCUCACUUAAUAGCUCCAGAACAAGGAUAUCGACGCCUUAUAGAAUCUUGUCUUAUUAGUAUCAGAGGUCCUGCCGAGGCAGCUGUUGAUGCGGUACAUGCAAUUCUGAAGGACCUCGUCCGCAAGGCUAUCAAUGAAACACAUGAGCUGAAGCAGUUUCCCACCCUUCGUGUGGAAGUAGGCAAUGCAGCUUUUGAGUCAUUGGAUAGAAUGAGGGAUGAAAGCAAGAAAAAUACAUUAAAGCUAGUUGACAUGGAAUGCAGCUACUUGACAGUAGAUUUCUUCAGGAAGCUUCCCCAGGAUGUUGAGAGGGGUGGAAAUCCAAGCCACUCUAUUUUUGAUAGAUAUAAUGACUCUUAUCUUAGACGAAUUGGACAAACUGUUCUGUCAUAUGUUAAUAUGGUGUGUUCGACCUUGAGGAACUCCAUCCCAAAAUCUAUUGUUUAUUGCCAAGUGCGAGAGGCCAAGCGCUCGCUGCUCGAUCACUUCUUCACUGAACUGGGAGCAAGAGAGAUGAAGCAACUUUCCAAGCUUCUCGACGAAGAUCCAGCAGUCAUGGAACGCAGAACUAACCUUGCAAAGAGGCUGGAGCUGUACCGGAGUGCCCAAUCGGAAAUCGAUGCAGUCGCAUGGUCCAAAUAGCCCUGAUGGCUAAGAUAUCUGUUCUUACAUGUUCUUUAUCCCUCGUCUGGCGAUUGUCUCCCCUAUUCUGGGGCAUAUAUAGCUGAUUUUUGUCUGUUGUAGGUCAGGUCAUUCUAUAGAUUACCGCAGCUGUACGGUGUCGUUUAGUUGUGCUUUUGUUCCUUGUACUUGAGGGUCUAGGGGACACCAGGCUGCUGUACGCUUGCAUCACGGACAAGUUCAUAAAUUGUGUUUUUGUUACCAUGCAUUCUUUUAUUCCAUCUAUGUGCAGCUAUAUGAAGCAUGUUCUUCUGUCA
Zea mays is the source of this 2556-nucleotide messenger RNA. Its product is annotated as dynamin-related protein 5A. Gene Ontology annotation, cellular component: membrane; microtubule; cytoplasm. The transcript is spliced from 16 exons. Gene Ontology annotation, molecular function: microtubule binding; GTPase activity; GTP binding. NCBI's taxonomy places the organism in Eukaryota, Viridiplantae, Streptophyta, Magnoliopsida, Poales, Poaceae. The record is from RefSeq and is a predicted model, not a curated record. The coding region runs from base 431 to 2260 and encodes 609 amino acids.